CCUUCACGACGCCAUGCCCCGCCCCCUCCGAUUGGAGCGUCGGGAUGAAGCUGUGAAUCGGAGGGGGGACUAGCAGAGGUCAGAGUGGAAGAUGAAGGAGGAUGAUCCAGCUCAAGAAGCACCGCAGUCUGACCUCCUCUGAGUCCUGCUUUCAGACGAACACCGACGGAACCAAACGGAUGAAGGAGCUGAGAUGAACAGCAGGGCUGACCUCCACGGAUGGAGCCGCUGAUCAUAAAACCCACACAGGAGUAUUUUUUUCCUGUUAUCUCAAGAAGAGAUUGAGAGGAUGUCUGUCAGCACCGAGCAGCAACAUCAAAUCUCUAUAAUAUCUCUUUAAUGGCGAAUUGAGUUUAAACUGAAAAAUUAGGAUUAAGAAGUGCGGUUUUUGCUUAUUUAUUCUCACCAGCUACUAUUUCCACAAACUGACUGAAUGGAUAAAGUCCGAAUAUUUAUGGAUGAUUUUACCAGCCGAACCGUGCCAUAAACCAAGCUGUCAGUUCGGGCCAGUUCAGCUCGAUAAUCCCGCUGACAAAGCGAGGGGGAGUCUGCUAACAGCAGCAGCAGCAGCUUGUGUUGUUGUGGGUCAUCAUGCCUGUUCCGACACGUUUUGCUCCGCUGAAAGCAGCCAGCAGGACGUGCCCAGGUGUGUAACAACACAAACAUGUCGGGCUGGAAGCAGCUGGCUGGUUCUGCUCGCAGGUCGUGAAUCCACAGCGGGCAGCGGAGCGGCAGCAGCGGCUAACAGCCAGCGCUACACGCGGAUCAUUUUGGACUCGGCUCGGCGUCAGAACCCUGCUAACAUGGGUGAGCAGCCUAUCUUCAGCACACGGGCCCACGUCUUCCAGAUUGACCCAACCACCAAAAAGAACUGGGUUCCCACAAGUAAACAUGCCGUCACUGUCUCCUACUUUUUUGACAGUACCAGGAACGUAUAUCGAAUCAUCAGUCUGGAUGGCUCCAAGGCGAUCAUAAACAGCACCAUCACCCCAAACAUGACGUUCACCAAGACAUCGCAGAAGUUUGGUCAGUGGGCCGACAGUCGGGCCAACACCGUCUACGGCCUUGGAUUCUCAUCGGAGAGCCACCUGGUUAAGUUUGCAGAUAAAUUUGCUGAGUUUAAGGAAGCGGCUCGCUUAGCAAAGGAGAGGUCUCAGGAAAAGAUAGAGCUCACCAGCACUCCUUCUCAGGGUGGUGCUGUAAAAAGGAAUUUGUUGUCAGUCAGCAAACCUGGUAAAAAGAAGGAGUCAGCACCAGGGGACCUGCAGUCACCUCUGACCUCAGAGAGCAUCAACGGUACGGAGGAGGACCGAGGCGCACCAGGAACACCUCAGCACUCUGAAGCCAGGGCUGAACCUUCCCAGAAUGCGUUGCCCAUGUCUCACAGUUCCUCCAGCAUCAGUAAGCACUGGGAGGCCGAGCUGGCGGCGCUGAAGGGGAACAAUGCCAAACUGACGGCGGCUCUGCUGGAGUCCACGGCCAACGUCAAACAGUGGAAACAGCAGCUGGCGGCCUAUCAGGAAGAGGCCGAGAGGCUACACAAGCGGGUACCACUCAGUCCAGGACAGACUCCCAGUUCAGUCCGGUCUGGAUUCAGAUGUUUGUGCUCUGUUCUGCAGGUGACGGAGCUGGAGUGCGUGAGCGGCCAGACGACGGUGAUCAAAUCCCAGAAAACAGAACUCAACAGAACUAUAGAGGAGCUGGAGUUGGCUCUGAAGGCCAAGGAGGAGGAGCUGGAGAGCCUCAAAGCAGAGGUGGAGGGUGCCAACGAGUUCAAGUUUCAAAAAGAUUCGCUCACACAGAAACUAAAAGAGUCGGAGUUGAGGAACCAGACUCUGGAGGCGCAGCUCAGCGAGCUGGAGCAGCGUCUGGAGAGCAGCCAGCAGGAGAGGGAGGCGUGUCAGAAGAACCUGCGCUCCCUCCUGCAGCUGCUGGACUCCAAGAUCUUCGAGCUGACGGAGCUGCGAGACGCGCUGGCCAAGAUGAUGGAGAGCAGCUAGAGACGGACGGAGUCCUGCGUCCUCACGUUCACAUCGUCACCAACACAACUUGAAAUUACUUCUCCUUUGUUUUCACUUUGUUAGCAUUUACACCAAACUUUCUGCAUCAGCGGUACACAGACGUUACUUCUUCAUCACUCAGAUGGUUUACAAAGAGCCAAGUGAAGCCUUUCUCUGCUCCACUCUGGAAAACUUUCUCAUCUUUAAACCUAUUUUUGUCUCUCUUCAUCACUAAAGUGAAGACGCACUUUUUGAGCUUUGGUGCAAAACUGCAGUCACCUCGAUGAUUGUUCUGCUUUAGCUUUCUCUUCUUCUUUUUUUUAAGCUUCAUAAAAUCCACCAUCAGCGAAAAAAAAAGAAAAAAGAAAUCCUCCUUCUCCCUGAGAUGGAUGUUAUUUUUUCACGCGUAUGAUGAGAAGCGACCGCCACACGAGAACACUGGCGUGUCCGCUAAUCUUUACCACAAAAUGAGCAAUACAAUAAAUGGAGGGUUUAGAAACACUUUCCACUCACAUUCAGGUAAUUUUCUUGCUGCCACAGAAAUGUGUGAUUGACAGAUUGCAAGGCAGGAUUUAUUCAGCAGUUCUUCUUUCUACAAUGCUUUUAUUUUGAAAGGAUAAACCAGCUUCACGGUUCAUUUGUUUAUUUGUAUCAGAUGUUUUCUUUCCCUUCUUUCUGAAGCUUUUGGAAGUGCACUGUCCUUUUCUUGUUUAUUUAUUUAAAAAAUGACUGAUUAUGACUGAAGUCGUUCACGAGCAAAAUGUUUUUCUUUACGUUUUGCUUCGACUUGAUCUUUUUUUAUUGUCUGGUACGAGGCUGUCGGGUUAGAUUUCGGAAAAAAAUGGCAAUAUUUA
Molecule: messenger RNA, 2854 nt
Organism: Austrofundulus limnaeus
Lineage: Eukaryota; Metazoa; Chordata; Actinopteri; Cyprinodontiformes; Rivulidae
Gene: homer1
Product: homer scaffold protein 1
Exons: 9
Coding region: 459-2000 (513 amino acids)
Biological process (GO): G protein-coupled glutamate receptor signaling pathway
Molecular function (GO): G protein-coupled glutamate receptor binding
Source: RefSeq, a predicted model, not a curated record